AUGUUGAAAAAAUACAACUUCUUUAACUUUGUGGAAAACUGUACAAAGUUGGUGAGUAAUUGCUAUAUUACAGACACUAUAAUAUAGCAACUUAUAAUCAAUUUUACUAAAUAUGUAUACUGUAGUACAUUUAAUUUGCUAAUAAUUUAAGACCGUGAUGUUUUUGAUGUUAUACUCUGAGUGAGCUCAGUUGGCAGAGCAUUGGACUAGUAUCCCAAAGGUCGCGGGUUCGAUUCCCAUCGUGGCCAGGCUAACUUUUCAGCCUGCCUGCAUGUGUGGAUAUACACUCAGAGUAACAUAAAAAACAUUAUAUUCACCUGAGUACAUAACAUCAAAACAUACACACACAAAAUUAAGACCAUGUUAUACACAAGGCAAUUUUAAUUGCUGCAAAUAAGCGCAAUAGACCUUUCCCCAUAUGAGUGAAAUUUUGAUCUAGACUAGCCUGGACAAAAAUUCCACCACAGCUUGAAAGAGCAUCACAAAAUUGGUAAUAUUCCAAAGUUUCGUUGCGAAAUGUUGUAAAAUGCGGAUAAUAUAGCCUUGCGAAGUUUGCCGUUUUUCAGUCAUUUUGUACUAUACAAAUGGGAAAUUGAUAAUCAGUUUGAUCAUCUGAUUAUCAAUUUGAUCAUCUGAUUAUCAAUUUCCCGUUUGUAAUGCAAAAUGAUCGACUGAAAAAUGGCAAACUUCGCAAGGCUAUAUUAUCCGCAUUUUACAACAUUUCACAACGAAACUUCGGAAUAUUACUAAUUUUGUGAUGCUUUUUCAAGCUGUGAUGAAAUUUUUGUCCAGAUUUGUCUAGAUCAAAAUUUCACUUAAAGGGGGGAAAGGUCUAUUAGCAAACCAAAUUCUGACAAAGUUAUGUUAUAUCUAGAAAGUCUCAUAGAAAACUUGUUGCAGUUUUGACCUGAAAUGAAUUACUUUUUUCAUAGCUCUUUGAUAGCUUUGAUAGCUCUGUCAAUCAGGAUGACGCUUUAUCCGAGGUAGAUAAAUUCGCGUAUUUGAAAGGUCUACUGGUUGGUCCCGCGCAGACAACUAUUGCAGGGUUCACGUUAACAGCAACGAACUAUAAAGAAGCAUUAGAACUCCUAAAGACACGAUAUGGGAAGAAAACGGCAAUACAGAGAGCCCAUAUUCAAGCGUUGAUGAACAUAAAACCAGUAUGUAAUGAGCGAGAUGUACGUCGACUACGGGAAUUGUACCAUGCCUGUGAGACAAACUGCCGAAGUCUGAAAACCCUGGGAGUGGAUGAAAGUUCGUAUGCCACGAUUGUUGUUCCGGAAAUACUCGACAAGCUGCCGGAAUCCCUUCGUUUGACGAUAACUCGUGGGGCAAGGUGAGUGGAUCAGACUUUCUAAAUUGGACGAUGAAGGAUAUUUUAAAAGCACUGCUAGAUGAAAUUGCAUUACGCGAAGCACACGAAUCAUCUACGACGAACACGUCGAAACAAGAACGAAGGAAACCACCAGCCUCGUCCCUGGCGCUUUGAUGUGCUUACUGGUUGCGUGACGCACGCGCGGGAAUCGUGGGAAACCACAGUUUCUAGAUGGAUCGGCUGCUGCUCUUGUGAAUCAUACCACCAGGGAAGGGAAGACAAGAUGCGUAUAUUGUUUACAAGAACAUUUAUCACAAGAUUGUAAGAAAAUUCAGAAUGCUGGUGAGCGUAAACAGAUACUUCGUAAGUACGGACGGUGUUUUAUAUGUUUAAAAAGAGGAUAUAUUAGUAGCAAUUGUUUAAAUACGAGUAAAUGUAGGGCAUGCAGUAAACGACAUCAUAGUUCUAUUUGUGAAAGCCAUGCUAAUGGGUCUGUAACCGCUGAUGUCGUUCAUUCCACACAUUCGUGCGUUGGGUCAGCAAAUAGAGUAGCAUUGCAGACAGCUCAGGCUUUGGUAAUGGGAGGAAAGGAGAAUGUGAGAGUGCGGGUUAUGUUUGACUCAGGAAGUCAACGGUCAUUCGUUACGAGCAAGGUAGCUCAGAAGGCAGGAGUACCAGUAAAGAGGAAGGAAUGGGUGGAAAUUUGAACGUUCGGACAGGAGAAAGUUGAAGGGAAGUUUAGAGAAGUGUUUGAAUUGAGUGUAGCCCCAGUACAGGGGGGAGAGAGUGUUAACAUUGAAGUUUAUGGAGUAGACAGCAUUUCACAGAUUAAGAAUGAGCAUGUAGAGACAAGGAAGAAAGAUUACCCACAUUUGCAAGGGUUAUGGUUUUCCGAUGUUUGUAAGGACAAGAAUGUGUUAGAAAUAGAGUUACUAAUUGGCGCAGAUUAUGAUUAUUUGUGGUUAUUUCAAGAAGGGCGUACUGUUAGGGGCAAGAGUGAUGAACCUGUUGCGGUACAAACAAAAUUAGGAUGGGUGUUGUCAGGUCCACUGAAGAGUAGCUCUGAAGAUGAUGAUGGUCCUACAUCGUGUGCACAGGUAAGUGUAAACCUUAUUGGGCAUGUAACUUCAUCAAAGAAUAGGUCCCUUGAAGCAUGUGUUGAAAAAUUAUGGGAUUAUGAAACGUUAGGCAUAAAGCAUGAAGAGGAAGCUAGUGAGUUAUUAAAUGAUUCAAUACAUUUCAAUGGCCAAAGAUAUAGU
This is a messenger RNA of Paramuricea clavata, 2574 nucleotides long. The record is from the annotation of a GenBank genome assembly. Lineage: Eukaryota; Metazoa; Cnidaria; Anthozoa; Malacalcyonacea; Plexauridae.